Messenger RNA from Penicillium verrucosum, 948 nucleotides. RefSeq lists its product as uncharacterized. Lineage: Eukaryota; Fungi; Ascomycota; Eurotiomycetes; Eurotiales; Aspergillaceae. The record is from RefSeq and is a predicted model, not a curated record. The transcript has 3 exons. Bases 1 to 948 code for a protein of 315 amino acids.
AUGUCACAAACUGAUCUUGGCCCAGCCCUGGAGAAGGGGAUCUGGGUUGCGGUGGCCAUUGCUGCGGUGAUCGUUAUCUUACGGAUCGUCGGCAAAAUCAAGAUCAAUCGGUUUGGCGUCGAUGAUGGCCUGAUGAUUUUUGCUGAGAUUCUAGCGAUCGUAUCGACAGUAUUCUUGACCUUGUCGGUUAAGCAUGGAUUCGGGAAGAACCUCGACACAAUACCACCAAAUGAUAAGCAAGAAGUCUUGAAGAACAUCGCAAUCCAAGUGCCAAUCGUUACCAUCAGCACCACUAUAGCCCGCUCCGCGUUCAUUCUCUACAUCCUCCCCCUCCUCGGAACCAACAAGUACUACCAAGCCGCGCUAUGGGCUGUUCUAGUGAUACAAUUCGCUGGGAACGUUGCAUCGGCCGUACUGCCGCUUAGCAUCUGUCGCGAUGUGGAGGCUCUAUGGGACCCCAAAGUCGCACUUUCGACAACCUGUGGCGACUCGAAAGCAGUCAUCAAAUUCGCCUACUACUCCAAUACAUUCAAUUCAGCCACCGAUCUGUUUUUGGCCGUCUUCCCAACAGUGGUAUUCUGGAACCUGAAUUUGAAACUACGCAUCAAAAUAAGUUUGAUCGGUCUUCUGAGUUUGGGUAUCGUCGCAAUGGUCGCAUCUAUCAUCAAAACAACCAAACUGGACUCCGUACCCAGCAUCACGAAUACCGGAGCCGCCGGCGGCAUCGAACUACUCCGCUGGGGAUACAUCGAAAACGUCAUUAUCAUCAUCACCUCCUCGAUCCCCUGCAUCCGCCCCUUGAUCAUCUCGUCUGUGCGCAAGCUCUCCAGCGGCAAAUACACCCGCUCCUACGAACUCAGCAUGCCAUUCGGCGGGCGCAAAUCGGGGGGCUGCCCCAAACGAGACGAACCAGUCGCGCCGCACCCGCAGGUUCAAGUCCGAUGUUGA